ACCAUCCAUCACCGGUAUUAAAAUCAAUCUACCCUCAUUCAAGCCAGUACACAUGGCAACGCGACGAAGAGCUUCAUUGGAAGCGAGAGAAGGCAUUCCAUUGCCAUCGAAAGGAGCGAAAAUGCCAUUCACUCAGGAGGCGUAUGAUGAUUUCCGACGGCGUCACAGCAAGCAGAACAAGGAAAUCAUCACGUAGGAAAUGACUUUAUAUACCACUUCUGACACAUCAUACAGCGAAAAUGCGCUCAGAAAGACCACAAUCAAUGCACUUCACCUGGAGAUAACAGCUCUGCGUAAUGAACUGUUUGCUGUCAAAAGGGCAAAUGUUUGCCUGCUCUCUCAAGUCAAGAAGGCUCAGAACAGACAUGAAAUCUUUGGAAAGGAGACGAUGGAUGCCUUGGAGCAACUCUUCGCCGCCUUACCGAUACUUCAAAGACUGCGAGAUGAUCUGGCAGAAACCGGCUUCGAGGCCGAUGAAACGCCUCUCAUUGCACCGAUCCCAGCUAUGAGAUCUACCGAUAAUCCAGUGGCUACUCGCCCAGCUGCGACUGGUGGCCAGAUCCUGGGAGCCGGUUUCCUAGGUGUGCUGCCAGAAAUCAACGAAGACGGACAAGAAAUCUCUCCGGUGGAGCUGCCAGUACCACGGAAAGGUCAAGAGCCUAAACAGCCUCGAGCAUCCCUGUCGUCUUUGUCCCAUCCAACUGUGGCCGUUUGCGAGGAUUCCAAACACUUGUCUGCAUUUCCAAAUUCCCCCAGCGUGACAUCAUUUCCCCGUUCACCUUCUCUUGUCAAGAUACAAGGACGACGACGAGACAGCGGCGCCUUCAAGCCCGACCAAACCGAGGCUGGAGAACCCAUAGCGGAAUCAAGGUCAGACCCGCGCCUCAGUGGAGUAACUGCAAGGCGCAAAGGACGAACGUCGUCCGCGUUGACUUCAUCCCGGAUCAGAGAGGCGAUCGCGAUGAUCGACUCAGACACCGAGGCACCAUCGCCCAUAUCGUCGGGCUCAGCCAACAACCGGUCCAUUCCAGUCGAUAGUCAAACCACGCCUCACGACAAUGCUUCCCCCCAUCCAUCAUCGGCAACUCACAAUGAAGCUGGACCGUCCACCGGAGCUGACACGGAGACAGCAGAUAUGAUCGAGAACGGCCUCAGGGGACGGCGCAUCCGCCAGAGUGUCAAUUACAAAGAGCCCAGCUUGACCAAAAAAAUGCGGAAACCUGAUGGCCUGUCACUUGAGGAGACCCUCAAAAAGUCGUACAGCCGGCCAUCGAUGGACAUGCUAUCCGAAACGGCCCCGGGAUUCAUUGGCAGACCGACUAUGGAUUCGACUCGGGGAGGAGGAUUGCGGCGCAAAAGCGCAUUACCGAAGUCGGGCAACUACAUCACCUUCAACAAGGACGAGGAAACAACCGAUGACGAGGAGGAGGUAGACAGCUUCUUGGACCUCGCUUUGGGAGGCUUAGCUUUGGACGAGAAGUCUUUUGCUAACUCGAAAUCAAGCUCUGGAGCGACAUCACCCCAGGCUGAGCAUGUUCCCCCUCGCACUUCGCCUAAGAAAACCCCGCCUCGAAGCUUUGGGAAUUUCAAGGCGUCGUCAAGCCGGACAGUCACCAGGGUGUCUCCACGGAAAAGACAGGGAGUCUCGCCUUCAAAGCAUCAGGGUUCAUCUUCCCCGCCCGCAAAGCCGCGCUCCUUGCCAGCACCAAAGAGCGCCCAGGGAAGAAAUGCCCUAGGUGAUCUGAACUACAACCCGAAGAUCAAAUCGAACUCUGCUCGGAAGAGCGCCCUGGGUGCGAAGGAUACGACUAGGAUAACGGCACGGAGACGUUUAACGUCAGUGUCAGAAUCAGCGUAAGGAUUGCAAGGUGAAGGCAUCAUAUCUACAUUACUUGUACAAGGGAUGAAUUGAUACUCGAGAUACAGUGAAGGGUCUAUUUGCUGGAUGUCUCCUCCAAGAUUGUCUUGUUGAAGUCUUCCAGUGGUACGAGAUCCUUCUC
Messenger RNA from Kockovaella imperatae, 2000 nucleotides. RefSeq lists its product as hypothetical. The coding region runs from base 200 to 1858 and encodes 552 amino acids. The record is from RefSeq and is a predicted model, not a curated record. The transcript has 5 exons. Lineage: Eukaryota; Fungi; Basidiomycota; Tremellomycetes; Tremellales; Cuniculitremaceae. Gene Ontology annotation, cellular component: nucleus; chromosome, centromeric region. Gene Ontology annotation, biological process: meiotic chromosome segregation.